GACCGACUCAGUUGAAUAACGUACGUUGCCAUGGCCCGUCUAUUAUCUUGUUUCCUCGUCGUUGUCGUGAUUGUGGCAUCAACAGAUGCUAUGAAUCGCGCCGACUUUGUCAGCCUACUUAAAAGGAAGCAUGCGAAACAACUGCCACCAGGACCGCCACCACCAGGGCAACUGUCACCAGAAUUUUCAUUACCAGGGCAACUGCCACAGGGACCGCCACAACCAGGGCAACUCACACCAGAAUUGCCACAACCUGGGCAACUUACGCCAGGGCAACAGCCAUCAGAGGAACUGCCACCUGGGCAACUGCCAGCCGGGCAACUGUCACCAGGAGAACUGCCACCAGGAUCGCCACCACAUGGACCACCGCUACCCGGACAGCCACCAAUGCCGUAUGAAAACACUACAAUGAUUCCUGUGUGUCCUUGUACAUAUGAAGACAUUUUCGAAGGAGAAAAGUGUAUACCUGAUGAGUGGGUAUGCGAUGGCUGGUCUGAUUGUUAUGGUGGCUUAGAUGAACCUGAUACCUGUCCGUGUGCGAUGAUGUGUAACGAUACCUGUAUACCCGAAGGCUGGAUAUGUGAUAACUGGUAUGACUGUGAAGACAUGUCUGACGAAGCUAACUGUACAUACGCACCAUGUGUUGGUUAUCAAUGUAAUGUUAUAUUUGCGCCACAAGGGUGUAUUCCCGACGACUUCAUCUGUGACGGCUACGACGACUGUACAGGAGAUGGCAGCGAUGAAGCAUACUGCCCCUAUGAUUUCUCAUCGUCUUCAGUAUCGUCCUCAUCGGAUUCGUCGUGGAUGUCAGAUGAGUGUUUUCACGUAUGUGACGAUAAAUGCAUCCCAUUCACCUGGAUUUGCGACAACUACAUCGACUGCGUAGACCAAUCUGACGAACCAAUGUUCUGUGAAUAUGAUGAAUGCUUUGAACACAAGUGUCAGUUACCAUAUAUGGUAGAAGGCUGUCUUCCUAAUGAAUACGUAUGUGAUGACGUACCAGAUUGUGUUGAUGGAAGUGACGAACUUAUGUGUCAAAACAAAACUUUGAAUAUACAUGUCCUUGGCGCCCUCGUUGGUAGAGAGGUCACCCCUGCAAAACGAAUGAUGAGAAGCAUGGAGAGAUUUAUAUACUUGUCCUUAGAUUAUAAAUUCAGAGCUAUAAACAGGAAAGCCAACUGGGCUGCUGCCCUCAUUAAAGACGAAAUGGUCAAUACAAGGAAAGCAGCAAUAAAAGCAAUGCUGGUCGCCAAGAACACACACAUGUAUUCCAGAGGUGACGAAAUGAAGUCCCACUUUAGAAGAAAGUGAAAUAAGUGAAAUAAAUCUCUUUUUACAGUGAGGUAAAGUUGACAAAAUCGUCGCUCAAUUCAAACUAACCGGCCGGAAAAUGGCCGUUCGUCGAUCAUAUGAAUCAGUCUAUAGAUUUUUUUUUCAUUUCUAUGACUUACCAUUUCAAAAAAAAACGUUUCUUUUGUGUUUAUUCGGACUGGGUACGUUAGUUUAAUGUAGUUUAGUCACCAUUGUGAGUUGGAUUGUAUAAAACUUUAAAUGUGCAAAUCGUACAUUACGUUUUCUUAAUAUUUUUGAAGUUGUUUGUAACCAUGUUUAUUUUUUUAACCAUUUGAAUAAAAGUUUGCAUUGUA
Molecule: messenger RNA, 1646 nt
Organism: Saccoglossus kowalevskii
Lineage: Eukaryota; Metazoa; Hemichordata; Enteropneusta; Harrimaniidae
Product: low-density lipoprotein receptor-related protein-like
Source: RefSeq, a predicted model, not a curated record